Vicia villosa (hairy vetch) is the source of this 399-nucleotide messenger RNA. Its product is annotated as class I heat shock protein-like. The transcript is spliced from 2 exons. NCBI's taxonomy places the organism in Eukaryota, Viridiplantae, Streptophyta, Magnoliopsida, Fabales, Fabaceae. Gene Ontology annotation, biological process: response to salt stress; response to heat; protein folding. The record is from RefSeq and is a predicted model, not a curated record. The coding region runs from base 1 to 399 and encodes 132 amino acids.
AUGAAUGAUAUUGUGAUUGUGAAUUAUGGUGAAAGAGCUGACAACAGAGGAGUAGAAAGGAAGACAUUGGUUGGGCAUGGAAAGUGUUUUAAUCUAGUGGUUAGAAACACUUUCAAGGCGGAUCUUCCAGGACUGAAGAAGGAGGAAGUGAAGGUUGAGAUUGAAGAUAAUAGCGUUCUUCAGAUAAGCGGAGAGAGAGACAUUGAGAAGGAAGAUAAGAACGAUCAAUGGCAUCGAGUGGAGCGUAGCAGUGGAAAAUUCAUGAGAAGGUUUAGAUUACCGGAGAAUGCUAAAAUGGAUCAAAUCAAAGCAAACAUGGAGAAUGGUGUUCUCACUGUGACCAUUCCUAAAGAAGAGGUGGAGAAACCUGAAGUCAAGACUAUUGAAAUCUCUGGCUAA